UUUCCCUUUGUUAUUGGAUGUAAAAAAAUUAGAGGAAAAUGUUUACUUGGCAAGGCAGGGAAAUACCUCCUAAGCAGUUGUCACACACAAAUGCUUUUAAAAGAAAUAAAUAGAUAUAGAUAGGUGUAAGAAGAUAUGGUAUGAGUGCCAAUGAGACAACUUUCCAUCAAAAUCACAAUUUGUAAAGGAAACUUUUGGAGUACGCUCAACUAGACCAGAAUUAGCAUGUCCAUCAUCUUCAGUUUUGCAACAGUUGGAAGACAGAGAAUGGAAAGUCAGCUUAAAGAAGAAUCUAGAAAUUGCCUCAAGAGCUGUGUAUCUAGAAGGAAAAUGUUCUGAAUCUUUGGCCGCUGCUGACUUCACUUCACCAGAAACACCGUUUUUAUUUCAGUUAGAGAAAACCAUGUUAGAUCUGUCAUCACCCUCCCUUACUGAUGGAGAGUUUUACUGCUCCUUCUUUAAGCUUGAUGAUGUUUACUACUGUAGAUUUUUUGAAAGUGGAGUUCUUCAGGGAUAUUUCUUAUCUGAGGGAAUGUCUCAGCUUAAGAAUUAUUUUGAGGAACAUCGUUUGGAUAUGACAAAACUGGUUUGGUUGCAAGUUUCCACUCAAGAUGAUAUAAAGCAGUACCACAGAAGAUACACCCUUAAGUUAGAAAGAAAAAGAAGUCAUCAUUCUUUAAGUAAUCCUGGUUCAGAUACUGGAAGACGAUACGUCAACCUUCUUGAAAGAAAUAAAACCAGUAUUCUUAAUUCACACAGAAAGUUGAUGGCAAAGGCGCAAACCUCAACAGAAUCCUGCCAGUUACUAGGAACAGUGGUAAAUGUUAUCAAACAUGACUCGCUCAAAGAAAACAAUACUCAAAAAGCCAGAUUUCUCGAAGCCUCAGGAGUCUUUCAUCCUAUUCUCCAUAUAUGGGAAAAUACCAUACAUAACUACCGUUCUAAAGGAGUCCCUGUUGAGAAUCCAGAAUUUAAAUUUAUUUUUGAUCCACCAUCCAGCUCAAAAUACACAUUAUAUGACCAGUGCAAAAUUAUUUCCUGCCUACCAAAUGACCACUAUUGGAAUGAGGGAACCCAUGCUCAUGUUGGCUAUGGUAGAAUGUUAUCUAUCCGCGAUUCCACUGAGAAAUAUAAGCCUGCUUCUCUUCGUAAUCUGAUACUUUACCAUCACAGAGAAUCCAACUACUCUGCUAUUUUUAGAUUAGUUGACAAAUUUCGUAACCCAGAGUCUUCCCAAGCAAAUUUGCGCCAGAACAUCAAUGACGACAACAUCAACAUUGGGGAAAAUAUGCAAAAUUCUACUCAGAGACAAGUAAGACCUAAACGCAAAGCUUUAAAUGAAGAGGAUAUUUUAAGAAACCUUCGAACUGUUAAUCCUCUCUUUACAACACACAACAGGGCUUCAGACAAUUCCUUGUAUGAAAAGUAUAAAACAGCACAAACUGAAACUGGAGGUUUAUUUUGGCGUGUUCACGAAUCAGAUAUCGAUGUCCUCUGUUUGAAUGACGUCAACAUGACCACUGGAUGUUUAAUGGAGUCAUCUUUUGUUCACAUGACAAGGAGAAAUGUUGGGAAUGUCAACGUAUACCAUUGCACAUGUACACUCUUUGCAACUUUAUUACAGCUCGCAACAUUAGAUGAACAGCCUGACACAGAAAUAGAUUCUAUUAACAUCAAAUGCUGCCAUAUAAAGUAUUUCAAAGAAAUUAUUGAACCUGAUUAUCCCAUCUACUUCAGCACAGAAGUUUUUACAUCACCAACAAAAUCUCAGAAAAGUAUAAUGUUAUCUUUGGCUGCUUUACAAAAGCCUGUAAUUUUACUUCUGUCUUCUCUUCGAACAAAAAAGUUUUCAGUUGUACCAAACAGUAGUCAAGAUUGUAAGUUUGUGAAUGUUUCCAGAAACCGUGUAUCAUGCCAGUCCGGUGAAUGUAGUGCCAUUUACAGUUUUUCUACUCGUAAAGUCAUAUACUUGUGCGAAACAAGUAAUGUUUGUCCUCAUCUGCAGGCAAUGAAAGACCACAAAAAUUUAUGGAUGAAUGGUAAUGAUAUUGAAGAAGACAUUGAAGAUGAAGAUGAGGAAGCAUUUAUUGAUAAUGAGGAAGAUGAGAAUGAUUUGGAGGAUACUUUUCAACCAGAAACUACUCAAACAAAGAGGACAAAUUUUUUUAAUCCGGCAACAGGACUUUGGGAUUUCCCAAGUUUGAGUGAGCACAGACCCAAGGAGGAAGAUGAUCCAGCCUUACAACGAGCAAUUAUAAGAAGAUUAGCUGUAUUUGAUGGUGCAGAAGGAGUUGUUCGAGACACUAAAGGAUAUUUGACCGGAAACAAUCCACUUGUACUCUUUCCUCCUGUAUUAGAAGACGGAUGUCUUUGUGGGGCCGGCUACUCUGAUGAUGACCAUCCAAAUGGGGUAUUGACCGAGGUGAAGUACAGGACAGUGGUGUUUUUGACAAACGGACCAGCUAGAUUUGAAGUAUUUGGUAGGAAUUGCUUGGCAGCAAAUGCAGAGUGCCAAGUUCAAUAUGGUGGAUCUUCAGACAGCCUCCAUUUUCUUUCAAAGGAAACUGCUGCAGGAGAUGAGAUUGGCUGGGAUUUUGUAGAUCAUGCAUUGAACACUCAUGUCACUUUCAGUGCAUAUUGCAAAAUCAUGAGCAAAAAAUACAGGAGAAAUUUUCUUAAUUCAGCUAAAUUUAUGUACCCUCAAACAUUCAUUGCUUGGUGGUUUUCAUGGAGUAGUAAAUUCAAGACUGAUUUCAGAAAGCCUUGUUCUAUCUGCAAAUACAACCCAAAAUUCUUAGCAUGUGAUGGCACUAAAAUUGGUAUUAGCUUUAAAAAUGCAGAUACAGAUCCAAUAGAAAAACCAACUUCAACAGAAAAAAUUGACCCAUGUCACAGAAGAAAUGAUCGUUGUUUCUUGAAUUUCAAUAGCGAAGAACAACCGGAUGCUAUAAUAAGAAAAUGCAGAGAUCACCUUGCAUACACAUCAAAAAAAGCACUUGGACAAUUAAAUCAGACAUUAGAAUUUGAAGAAGAACUCAUUAGAAAUACACUCCUUAUUGAAACAGUUUCUGAUCAGUGUUCAAACAUCAUGCGCAAAUUUGUAUGUAAUGAGUAUCCUGAGUCUGUACAGAAGAAAUUAGCAGUUAUAUUCAAGUUUUUGUCAACAAAUCAUUCUUUGUCAUCAUUGAUUCCUUUUCGCUACACAGAUCUUUUGGAUUCUAUUUUGUUGGAAUUGAGAACAUCUACACAAAACCACAGAAUAAAUUUGAUAUCUGAUUUUUCUCCAGAAAUUCGUGAUACUUUAUAUGCUGCUUUACCUUAUGAACAGUCAUUUUCUGAUGUUAUUUCUUUAUUUCAGUAUCUUGUCCUAAGAAUCCAACGUAUAAGAGAAAAGAAUAAAGAUCCACCUCCUGCUGUCCGUCAGCCGUCUACGUACAAUCCUGAAAGAUAUGGUGCAGCUUACUACUUUACACCCAGUGGAGAGAAGCUUAGAGACAUUCCAAUUUAUACCAUGAAUGAAAAUGCACAUUCAAAGAAUUAUGAUGACCCACCUACUAGGUCUGAUGAGCAGUGUAAUAAGAUAUACCCCGAGGUCUCCAGACGUGGUACUACAUACUUAUUUCUUUGGUUUGACCCUAAGCACUAUGGUCAUUGUUAUGGUUUUCAUAUCAUUCCAGGAUCUGAAGGGAGGAAAGACCCUUUCUCUUCUGCCUAUUCAUACUUAGAACAUGCUCCAGAAGAGGUAUUUUAUGAUUUUUCAUGUCAGUUUGAGGAGUACUGUCUGAACAGGGAACCUGGUUUCUGGGAGAAUACCCGAUUUUGGCACGAUUUAUUUCAUGGCUACAGUCACAAAUGUCCUUUCUGCUACAAAUCCCAAAGAAUUUGUCCAUUGCAGGGCUUGAACACGGAAAUAUGCGAGCAGUUCAACUCAUUCAUUCAGAAAAUCAAAUAUUCUGCCAGAUCUAUGUCAUUGGGAAAAUUUUGCUUUUACCUUCAAUACAUGAUUCAUCAGUGGUGUGAAAUGAAACGCUCGUCAUUUGAACAGAGAUGUGAUAUAGCAGCUGCAUAUUUAGCCUGAAUUGACAACAACAAAACAAUAUUAGAUACACCUAAUCUGGUCAUUUAUACAAGUCAGAAGAACCAGAGAACUAUCAAUGAAUUCUUAAAGGAUGUGGUCAAGAAGAUGAAAGAAGCUGUUGUCUGUCAAGGAGAUAUUAUGUUUUUAAAUUAACUGACAAUUUCAUUGUUGUUAUUGUCAUUAAUUGGCACAAAUGACUUGCAGUUCUAUUUAUUUUUACUUGUUCAUAUACUAUGUUGUAAAUAAGAACAAUUUUAAUUAUCAUUUUUGAGUCUGCAAAUUUAAUGUAUCAGACUCAUGACUGUAAUCGUACAUUUCUAUGAUCUGAAAUGAAUUAUUUUUUUGAUGAAUUUGUACUUUAUCAUCCUCGGAAAGAUUUAGAUUAUUUGUAAAAAAAAGAGUUAUAAACCAGUUACCAUUGCCAGGUAUCCGCUUCCAGGAAUACGAAUUGGCUGUACUAUCAAGCUGCAAAGUGUUAUUAAAAUCUAUUUGAGGUUUAUGCCUAAUUUAAAAAAAAAGAAAUGUGGUAUGAUUGCCAAUGUACGGAGCUCCGCUAGGGACAUGCAAAGAAAAAAAAAUAUAUUGUGCGCACAAAAUAAUAUAUUGUGCACACAACUUAAAUUUAUAGUGCGCACAAAAUAAUAUAUUGUGCACACAACUUAAAUUUAUAGUGCGCACAAAAUAAUAUAUUGUGCGCACAACUUAAAUAUAUAGUGCGCACAAAAUAAUAUAUUGUGCGCACAACUUGAAUAUAUUGUGCGCACAACUUAAAUAUGUUGUGCACACAACUUAAACAUAUUGUACGCAUAUUAUAAUAUACUGUGCACACUUAAAUAAUAUGGUGUGCUCCCAAAAUUAGGAAAACAGUUUUCACUUGACCAUGACCUCAUUUUACGUGUUCGUGUUAUGUGUUCGUGGUUUAGACAAAAUCUAAGAUACCAAAUGCAAUAGUUUUUCUAUAUUUGGUUGUAUUGAACGAUUUUAAUGUCUAAAUGUCCACUUCACAGGUGUCAUCUGACCUUGGCAUCAUUUUCAGUGUUAAGUGGUCCGGCACAGUAAAAUGUUUGUGUUUUGGUGUAUUUCUCGGAUACUUUAAGCAUUUAGUUAGAUAUAUUUUUGGAGUAUGGAAUGUUUGUAUGGUGAAAUUGUCUAUCUUGCAAUUAUAUUAAUAUGACCUUGAUUUUAUAUUCAUGGUUCAUUGGUUCGUGUUAUUUGAUUCUUGUUUGGUAUGAUUUUCAGAUUAUAUAAGGAAUA
This is a messenger RNA of Mytilus trossulus (common blue mussel), 5332 nucleotides long. RefSeq lists its product as uncharacterized. The coding region runs from base 404 to 4078 and encodes 1224 amino acids. Lineage: Eukaryota; Metazoa; Mollusca; Bivalvia; Mytilida; Mytilidae. The transcript has 11 exons. The record is from RefSeq and is a predicted model, not a curated record.